AUGCCCUCGAGUAACCAGGAGCGCCAGCGCCAGCGCCAACAACAGCAACAGCAGGCACAGCAGCAGGCGCAAGAGCAGCAGCAAAACAUCAACUCAUGGCCGCGGCCAGAGUGUUGCGGUCACUUUGCCGAUGCCUACGGCAAUUUUGCAGUGCCACGUAGCUUAUCCAGACAGGAUCGUUCUGCUGUCCAGACUGCAACAAUACGAAGCUCAUCUGGGAGUUCUGCGGAUGCGAACCUUUGCUCGCAGCUGACACCCACAGCUACGGACUCGCAAACGAUGAACAAACUCAAGCGGCUGCCACCAACGUGGGCAGGUCAGAUGAGCCAGACACGAGAAAUCGCAGAGUCUCCCGACGCGGCGGGGAGAGACGCAGCGUCGACAGGCCGUGACGGUGUUAAGAACACGGCCCAAAACAUUCGCAUCGAUACGAUUUGCGCUUUAUUGACUUACAUACGCUCUCCGGAUGUUACGAAAUGCGAUUUUUCACGACGUACAAAUCUCUUCUCACAAUUCUCGCCCGACAUAUCCCAUUGAUUAUUGUUUUUCUUUUUUUUUUUUCUUUUCUGGCCAGUUUUCGAGAGAUAUCCCAUAGAGUUGAUUGUAC
This is a messenger RNA of Pyricularia oryzae 70-15, 607 nucleotides long. RefSeq lists its product as uncharacterized. The transcript has 2 exons. Bases 1 to 537 code for a protein of 178 amino acids. NCBI's taxonomy places the organism in Eukaryota, Fungi, Ascomycota, Sordariomycetes, Magnaporthales, Pyriculariaceae. The record is from RefSeq and is a predicted model, not a curated record.